Molecule: messenger RNA, 1338 nt
Organism: Oryza sativa Japonica Group (Japanese rice)
Lineage: Eukaryota; Viridiplantae; Streptophyta; Magnoliopsida; Poales; Poaceae
Source: RefSeq, a predicted model, not a curated record
UAAGGGAUAAGGGAGGGACCUAAGUGAAAAAAGGCGGCAGUAGCGGUGAAAAAAUGGCGACCAAAGUGCACGCCCGCCGCCUCUAGCGCCGACCGCCUCCCGUUCCCCUUCCCCACUCCGUCCCGGCAGCUACCUCCGCUUUCCACCACGCCGGCCGAUCCGCCUCCCCAACCCUAUCGCCGGCAGGCGCGCCACGCCAGGUUCCGGGCUCGGAGACACCGCACGCUCCGCCCGAUGGGCACCCCCGGGCCGGAGCUCGCCGCUCUCGCGAUUCGCCGCAGCGGCGGCCGCCUGUUCGAGCGGUAGGGAGGGACUCGUCUCCCCGCCUCUCCUUGUCGUGGACUCGUGGUAGCGGGGGUGGGAGGAGCCAGAGAGGCUGGGGGCAGGGAGGGAGGAUGCUGGGGUCGGGCCUGAAUCUCGUCAGCGCGGCGCUCGGCUUCGGCAUGACCGCCGCCUUUGUCGCGUUCGUCUGCGCGCGGUUCGUCUGCUGCCGCGCCCGCCGCGCGGACGCUAGCGCGUCACGGCCACACCCCUCGCCGGUGGACUUCGACGCGGACUUCCCCUCGGAUUUCGAUCGCCCGAUAGAGCAUUCCCGCAGUGGGUUGGAACCAUUGGCUGUUGCUGCAAUUCCUACAAUGAAGUAUAACUGUGAAGCUUUCCAUUCGGAAGAUGACACCCAGAUGUUUUGUUGUAACAGGUGCUCCAUAUGUUUAAGUGAAUACAAGGAGAAGGACAUUCUAAGAAUUGUACCUAUUUGUCAUCAUAACUUUCACCUUUACUGCUUAGAUGCAUGGUUGCUGAAGCAGACUACUUGCCCAAUAUGCCGGAUCUCAUUGAAAGAACUGCCUGAUGGAAAAUCGACCGUAUCCUCUGCUCCUACCAUGUCUCAACCCCCCACCCUCCCUGAGAGUUCUGUUAAUCCAACAUCUCAUUUCCUCCCAGUUCAUCAAGAACACAGAAGCCACCAGGAUGGCCCAGAUAUGCCAGAAUCUGUAGAGGUGGUUAUUGAAAUCCGACAGUGACUACGGCGGAAUAGUGCAAGACAAGAAUUUGCAGUUUAAAUUCUUUGUACGCCCUUCAUUGCAUUGUUUGUCGCAGUUUCAAAAUGUUUGAAGUCAAAAUUAUAUGUGGUCCCUUUGCAAGUUGUAGACUAGAGAAGUCAGUCAUACAAUCCACAUUAUCAUAUGUUCUUUUUAAUAUAUGUUGUAUAUUGCAAGCUAAGUAAAAAUACCGAUAAGAUCUACUGAUAUAGGAGUAGAGCUUAUUUACUGUUGAGUCCCUAAUUUUUUUAUGAGUGAAUUUCAGCAGGGACACCUCUUACCAAAGUUUUACUUUCGA